Messenger RNA from Sorex araneus (European shrew), 1938 nucleotides. It is a transcript of the gene CA14, whose product is annotated as carbonic anhydrase 14. The record is from RefSeq and is a predicted model, not a curated record. Gene Ontology annotation, cellular component: plasma membrane. Lineage: Eukaryota; Metazoa; Chordata; Mammalia; Eulipotyphla; Soricidae. The transcript has 11 exons. The coding region runs from base 228 to 1655 and encodes 475 amino acids. Gene Ontology annotation, molecular function: zinc ion binding; carbonate dehydratase activity.
CCAGGAAAAACGGUGCAGAGAACCCGGAACUGCCUGCACCACCCAGAUGGGGAGUGAGAAGCCAGGGUCCCCCUGAUUGGGCUAGGCUGGACCCCUGAGCCCUGCCGCAGGCUAGCAGUCAGCCAGAGGCGGUGUGAGUGAGAGGAGGAAGCGCUUGGCCCAGCGGGACUCUGGAGCCCGGGCCAGGGCCCCAGGAAGCCUGCUGGGCUCCCAGCAGGGCAUCCUGCAUGCCUAAUUGGCUAUUUAAGGAGCUCUUCACCGAGCCCCGGCAGCACCCCUUACUCCCCCUUCCCUCCUCCCUACCCCCCUCCCCGCCCCACGCAUGCCCGCCCCGAGCCACCUUAAAAGCAGGAGGCACCCGUGAGGACAGACCGGAGACAGACCCGGAGGGAGAGGCUGGAGACGCCGGUCCCAGGCCCCGCGACUCAGUGCCAAGUCUGCGGACGCUGCAGAGACAAAGAGCGCGAGAAAAAGCAAUAAAAACACUUGAGUCCGGGCAGACCCCUCCAGCUCGCCACCGCCACCAUCAGUCCUGGUCCCCUGGCCCCAGACCCCCUGUGCCUUGGCCGCCCUCCCAGGACACUAUGCUGGUCCUCACCCUCCUUCUGGAGGGGAUCCGGAUCCUGGCUGCGGACAGGGGGCAGCACUGGACAUAUGAGGGCCCACAUGGUCAAGCCCACUGGCCAGAGUCCUUCCCCGAGUGUGGGGGCGGCGCCCAGUCACCCAUCGACAUCCGGAUGGACUCGGUGACCUUCGAACCGGACCUGCCCAUGGUGCAGCCUCGCGGGUAUGAGCAGCCUGGAGCAGGAACAGGGCCGUGGCAGCUGCGCAAUAACGGGCACACGGUCCAGCUCUCACUGCCCCCCACCCUGUAUCUGGAGGGAUUUCCACAGAAGUACGCCGCUGCGCAGCUCCACCUGCACUGGGGCCAGAGAGGACGCCCGUGGGGCUCAGAGCACCAUGUGAACAGUGAGGGCACAGCUGCAGAGCUGCACAUUGUCCACUAUGACGCCGACUCCUACAGCAGCCUGGGCGAGGCCGCACACAGGCCACAGGGCCUGGCCGUCCUGGGUAUCCUGAUGGAGGUGGGCGAUGCUCCAAACCCCGCUUAUGAGCACAUUCUGAGCCACCUGCCUGAAGUCCAGUAUAAAGACCAGACAACCUCGGUGCACCCCUUCAACGUGCGGGAGCUGCUCCCCUCACAGCUGUGGCAGUUCUUCCGCUACAACGGCUCGCUUACCACACCGCCCUGCUCCCAGACCGUGCUCUGGACGGUCUUCAAGCACAGAGCCCGCAUCUCCCAGGCACAGUUGGAGAAGCUUCAAGAAACCUUGUUUGCCACCAAAACGGAGCCCUUUGAGCCCCUGGUGCAGAACUACCGCAUCCCCCAGCCUCUCAACCAGAGAACUGUGUUUGCAUCUUUCAUCCAAGCGGACCCUGUAUACAGUCCAGGCGAAAUGCUGAGUCUAGUUGUGGGGAUCUUAGUGGGCUGUCUCUGCCUGCUCCUGGUGGCCUAUUUCAUCGCUAGGAAGAUUCGGAAGAAGAGACGGGGAAAUGGAAAGAACGUGAUGCUCUCCUCAGCAGGAAGCACGGAGCCUGAGUCUCCCUCUCAGACACUAAUGACCCCUGCCCCUCACCCAUCAUCAAGCGUGUGACAUGGUGCUGGUCUGGUACUGGUCAGGCAGACGGGAUGCCUCUUUCUUAAGACAGCCCCUGGGAAGACAGCUCUUGUAAAGGAAGCCCAGGAUGCACCCUGAGCCAUCCAGCAGAGGGCAAACUUUCAAUGCAGGACUUGGCAAUGUGCCCCCAAGUCCCCUCCCCCUAGAUGGGUGGGUGGAGUGUAAGGCCAUUCCUGGGAUGAUGGGGGCUGCUGGGGUCUACGUAUAUGUUUGCUCGAUAUAAUUGGAAAUUAAAGUUUUGUACCCCACCUCCAGCCUU